Messenger RNA from Rubroshorea leprosula, 1104 nucleotides. The record is from the annotation of a GenBank genome assembly. Lineage: Eukaryota; Viridiplantae; Streptophyta; Magnoliopsida; Malvales; Dipterocarpaceae.
GAGUGAUGAUGGGGUUGAGGAUGGCCAAAGUUGUGAAGGUUGCAUGCGUUCCAUCUCUACUUCAUUUUACUCUUGUGCACAAUGUAAUUUCUUUCUCUGUAACUGCUGUGUUCAUGAGUUACCCAAGAAGGUGCGUCACUGGACUUGCAUGCAUUUAAGAGAACUCUUUUUCUAUUCCAUUUUUUAUUGUGACUAUUGCCGGUUUUGGAGUAGUGGAUUUGGCUACAAUUGUAAUGCAUGCAGGGAGAUUAUGUGCAUCCGGUGUCAUGAAAUUCCCGACGCUCGUAUUGUAAAUAUAGAAGGACAGGAGCACUUCCUUUUCUUUGGCCACAAAUACAAAGAAAAAUGUUGUGGUUGUCAUGAUGAUGAUUUUUAUCGAGACAGUUUUAGAUGCAAGGACAAGAAAUGCAAUUUGGUGUUGGAUUAUAGAUGCCUUGUGCUACCACAAACAGCUCGGUACAAAUAUGACGAGCAUGCUCUCAAGCUUACUUAUCGUGAUGAUCAUGAUCUAAGUCAAUGUUAUUGUGACAUAUGUGAAGAAACCAGAGAUCCGAAGCAGUGGUUUUAUCAUUGUGCCUAUUGCGAUGUUUCUGCUCAUCCUAAUUGUGUGCUUUGGAAAUCCCCUUUUGUCAAGCUCGGGAAACCAUUCCGGAUUGAUGUUCACGAACACCCUGUCACUUUGGUGAAGAUAGAUUUUUAUCCUCCUAGAUGCAACGACUGUGGUGAGCCUUGUAGAGAUGUUCUAUCCAUUCAAUGCACAGAGCCAGAUUGCACCUACAUAUUCCACUGGGGCUGCUACUGGAGUCGUGAAUAUUCUUCGGUUUGGUGUCUUCUACAUAGAGACUAAAGAGCUAACAUUGGUAUUGUUCUUCUGAUAUUAAUUAUGUCUCUUAUGAAGGUAGACGAAAAUGAGAUAUCUCAUUUGCACUUUAUUUUGUUUUCGACUGACUUUUUAAGUUUAGUUUGAUCUUCUAGCUGUUGGUUAAUGUGGUCGGACUGUAACUUGUUUGUUUCUACCAAAUAUGUGAUAUGACUAUUGUUUGAAUUUUGAAUGUAUUGCUUUAAAUGGUUGUUUUUUCUUAUCAAUAAUUCGGUUGUCUUUGU